GCUUCUCUUUUCCUUCGGAUUUAAGUCUGUUCUCCGCGCUGUUUGGCGGCUUCAGUUGGAAAAAUAGUUUGGGCGUCAUUGAGCGUUUAAACUGAGCAGACCAAUUAACAGGUUUUAGUGUUUAAUCAAGAACAAAGGUUUUCUGCAAUUAAAUCACUCACUGGAGCGCGGUGAGUCGGUUACCGUUGAAGCUCAUGAGGAGGAAGACAAGUUUAGAUUAGCGUCUGGAAGUAGUAGCUCGGCGAACUUUAUUCUUGUGUUAUGUUAAGUGCGAGUCUUUAGGUCGCAGGGCGAAUCUGCAACCUGCUGUAUCAUAAACCAGUCAAAGCAGACCGGAGAAUAUCUCACUCUUUAAUUCCACUUCAGGACUGCACCAUGGUGGAGAUUUUCUCUGGCCGAUCGCUUUUCAAUAAGGACGGGGAUAUAGUAGACCCUGAAGAUGCUCUGCGAAACAAAGUGGUUGGUCUUUAUUUCUCCGCCGGCUGGUGUCCUCCUUGCAGAGAUUUCACGCCAAUUCUGUGCGACUUCUACACGGAACUGGUGGAAGAAUCUGAUCCUCCUGCCCAGUUUGAGAUUGUGUUCAUCUCGGCGGACAAGAAUCCCGAAGACAUGGUGGAGUAUAUGCACGAGAUGCAUGGAGACUGGCUGGCACUGCCCUGGAAUGAUCCUUUUAAAAAUGAUUUGCAGAAGAGGUACAACAUCACAGCCUUCCCAAAGCUGGUCAUCGUGAAGGAGAAUGGGGAGGUCAUUACUGAUAAAGGCCGAAAACAAAUCCGAGAACAAGGACUAGCCUGUUUCAGAAACUGGUUGGAAGUGGCAGAAAUAUUUCAGAACUUUCCUGGUUAAAAUGUUAUAGACAUAAAUGCCAGGAAUUUUUACAUUUUUGUUUUGCUUUAAAAUGUUUAUUUUAUUACAAUAGACUGCUAUGCAAAUAUUUAAUAUGAUAUAUAGUUUUAUUAAUCUUGCUAUUUAUUAAGGAUUAUAAGAAUUAUAUUUUAAAGUUGAUUUAUUUAUUUAUCAGAUGCCGAAAGCUCUAAAAUACACACAAAAAAAUCCCAUUAUUUUCUUAAUCUUUCUAUCUGUCACAACUCUGUAAACAUCAUGCUAGAGAAUACCUCAUAUAUUAAGGCCUCCUAAGUAAAAGUGUAGCAUAGAUGGUCCCCUGUUUGAGAACUUCCAGAAUUACUGUAUGUUUGACUGUCCUUUUAAAUAUUAACUACUUAUAAUUCAUUACAUCUUUGUAUAAAAAAGUGAAUUACAAGGCUUUUUACCAUGUUCAGUCUGUCUAUUGUCUUUGCCAAAAGGAAAUCUGUAGUUAAUGUUUUUGGCUAGAGGGGUUUAGAUUUUACUGUAUUUAACAUAUCUUUAUUUCAUGUUUAUUCUCAAAUGUGCAUAGUACAAUGAAAUUCAUACUUGCACGUCAACCACAGACGAAUGACAAUAGUACAGCAGUGAAAGAUAGAAGACAAUCAAUGCAAUGUCUUGCAUUGAGUUUAGUAUACAGAGUAUGCAUGAGGCUUAUGGCCUGUGGAUAAAAACUGAGUGCAUGAGGUAAGCUGAUUUGUUUUCUAUUAAAAAAAAAUUUUAGCAUUUUACUACUUUCUUGGUUACAGUGAAUGGUGGCAUGUUGUAUGUUGGUCAAACAUGCAAAUAAGAAUUUCACUGUACUCUGUACACCUGUCACUCUUAGUAUUUCUGGAGGAGUAUUUUGUCAUUCUGUUUCUUUUUUAGUCCAUUUAAGCUUUCGUUAGACAUUAGAGAUGACCUCUUAAAUCUUCAGGUAUUGCUUUAAGGAGCACUGCAAGGAAGAAAGCUGAAUUCAACUGGCAAAAAGCUUUAAAAAUCUAAUUAAACAUAACUAAGGAAAUGUUUUCUCCUGUAAUGACCCACCAUUGUGCAAUAUACCUGUGGCAAUGUUCUGCCUUUCAUUUACUUCCAGACUGUGCAAUAACAUUAAAAAAGCAAGUGUACAUAAAAUCCCCCCAUCAAAGGUUGUAUGUUAGGCAACUGGAUUCUGGACUGGAUAAGUUGGUUUAAUGAUAAAUAGAUGGAUGUUCAUAAACUCAUGUCAUGCAUCCAUCUUACAUUUUUAGGCCAGGCCCAUGGAGUUAAUGUCCGUAGUAUGUUACUUAUGCCAGAGGAAAAAAAAUACCUACAUAAAGCAAAUUCUUGCUAUGAAGUAAUUAAAUGUGCUGUGGAAAAAUGUGUUGGACUCUGGAAAUGUUUUUUUUUUUAAUAAAAAAAUCUGUUUGCCCAGCUGACUGGAUCCAGUACAUAACCCAGUAAUUGUGGGCUCAAAACAGCAAUAGAUGGGUUUGCCAGUCCAGCUUAGAAAUUGUUUUCCAUAUCUUCCAAAGUAAGUACUGUAAGUAAUAUAGCUGACCUUUCAUAAUGUGGGUUUAUUGAUUAAUGAUUGUAAUUCAAUUUAAUAAAACCGAUUCGUCUUAUGUGAUCUCUCAUGUUUUACAUUGCCAAUAUUUCUUGAGGACCAUUUGCACUUUAAAGGUUGUAUUUUUUUCGGGGGGUUAAAUGUACAGAUGUGCUUAUGUAUUUCCAAUUGUAAACUGUUUAAAAGUAAAGUAUUAACUUUCACAGAGAAAACUAACCAUGAUUCCCAGUUUUGAACCCGAGUCAAUUAUUAAAACUACAUCUUGUCUGGUCCAUGUUACAGAAAUAGCCACAAACCAGGAACAUUAUUUAGUAAGCAUGUUCUCCAAUGGUGGAGGACUACUGGGCCACAGAAAAAUGGAAGUUUAAAAACAACAAUUUAAAUUGAACUAAACUAUUGUCCUAUGCCAGCUAGCUAGAAAGUAACUGUAAGUUAUCAGUUGAGCUUUAGAGUUGCAGCCAGCCACUUUAAACUCAUUCAGUCGUGGGUCACUGAUGACUUAUACUAUUUUGAUAACUAAAGUUGUCCAUACUCAAAUCUAGUAUAUGCUGAAAUGUGGAGAUGGCCUUAGUUGAACUUGCAUGGUCCCUCACAUAACCACUCAUUUAAGCUGCACUCUUGAGUUCUUUAGCACACAAAAAGUGUUUAAAAUGCUGCGCAUUGCCAUUGUGUUAAAAUGCUGCAUGUUUCAGUUUUGUGCAUAUUACAUCUAAUUACAGUUUGACAUUGGGAUGUGGUGAGUAUGAUGAAAGGGAAAGGAAAGCAGGAUAAAAUUGAAAAUUGUUAUUUUUUGGUGCUUUUUAGAAGGCUAAUGCUAAAUAUUAGUGUUACUGCCCAUGUUAUAGUUAGGAAGCAUUUCCUAAAGUGAGUACAGUAAAUCAUAUUGUCACUUUGUGUUAAUUGACCUGACAUUCACCAUAAAGGGACGACCUUUGACUGUAGCUGUACUAAACUGCAAAUGUGAAGAGAGUUUAUCAUUGUAAAAUGGAAGUAUCUGUUUUCCGUCAUUCCUCUAUUUUGAAGUGUAUCAAAUAUUGAAUUUUAUACUGUAACAUAAUUGGUGUGAGGAAACAAGGGGCACCAACUCUCAAACUUCAUUUAUUGAAAAUUGCACUAGAAAAAGUUGGGCUUUGAACAAACUAGCUUAUUUUGACACUUGCUUUGGCUGAUUUGGUUGGUGUUUCUUACACUCUAAUUUCUAGGUUUCAUAAGGAGUAGUAUCUACUUAAGCCUCAUCACACUACACAACAUUCCCAGUGAUUCCCAUCUAUCUAUUCCGAACACAUUUCUCCAGUUUUGAUGUCACUACACU
Messenger RNA from Polypterus senegalus (gray bichir), 3701 nucleotides. RefSeq names its product nucleoredoxin like 2 (gene nxnl2). NCBI's taxonomy places the organism in Eukaryota, Metazoa, Chordata, Cladistia, Polypteriformes, Polypteridae. The transcript has 2 exons. Bases 376 to 846 code for a protein of 156 amino acids. The record is from RefSeq and is a predicted model, not a curated record. Gene Ontology annotation, biological process: sensory perception; photoreceptor cell maintenance.